AUUUCACCUGCUCCUAGUAUUGGGAUGAAUACAGAACAUGCUGACAGUGCUACUGAAACUCCAAGACCAACAUCACUUCUGAUWASWUCGUCUCAAUCAUCUGUUACUCCUGUUAUCAYCGCAAACACUACAGGACUUGUUGGCAGUGCUACUACUUCAGUAGUUGACUCUUGCGAUAAAAAACCAUGCCAAAAUGGUGGCAAGUGCAUGACUGAGGACGAAGACUACCGCUGCAUGUGCAAGCCUGGAUUCAUGGGAGAAAAUUGUCAGAAUGAAUUGGGAAAGAGCGCUGUCUCACCUGCAAAAAACUGCUUCGAGUUAAAGAGAAAGCGACCGUCUUUGCCAUCGAGUAGCUAUUGGAUUGACCUGGAUGAAGGCGAUCCCAGCAACGCUUUUCUUGGUUACUGUGACAUGGAAACAGACGGAGGUGGAUGGACACUCGUCUGGGCGUACACAUUUACUUUAUAUAACUUAUUUAGAAACGAUGCUAAUGCCUUAACCCCAACCCCUAAAAAUUAUGUGAAUACUYUCGGUAAUAUUUCUGAAACCGCUCCAAAAAACGAGACGGAUUUCAAUGCGCUUGACUUUUUAAAAUGGCGGCAGAUCGGCAGCGAAGUAUUCAUAAAGUCAAAUAUCAAUAAUUGGAUCGCCUGCUUGCCAGAUGUUGGCAGCUUUGUAUCGCUCGUAACAGGGUCUAUGAAAUGCCGAAUGAUCAAUCAAAUUGCCUCCGUUUGCGCUGAAAUCCCUG
Molecule: messenger RNA, 748 nt
Organism: Exaiptasia diaphana
Lineage: Eukaryota; Metazoa; Cnidaria; Anthozoa; Actiniaria; Aiptasiidae
Exons: 3
Biological process (GO): Notch signaling pathway
Molecular function (GO): Notch binding; calcium ion binding; extracellular matrix structural constituent
Source: RefSeq, a predicted model, not a curated record